UCCACAUCCGAAAUCGCGCGACGAACGAUUCCGAGUUUUGGAGCAUUCCAGAAUUCAAAAAUAACAUCACCACAAACCACCAUGCCACAGGCCGACACCGUGUUCCAGUCCCGCUCGGACGGUAUCUCCGCCGAGGGUGUGCGCGAUCAGUACGCCGACGGUAAGGCGGCAAAGGUGUGGGAAAUUUUCAUCGGUGACAAAAAAUCCCGCACGGAAAACUACCGCAACUUCCUGGUGGAGAAGCUGCGAGAAAAUGGCGUGCGGCGCAUACUCGAUGUGGCGUGUGGAACGGGCGUCGACUCGAUUAUGCUGCUGGAAGAAGGCUUCGAGGUCGUGUCCAUCGACGCCUCGGACAAGAUGCUGAAGUACGCGCUGAAGGAACGGUGGAACCGGCGCAAGGAAUCGAGCUUCGAUAACUGGGUCAUCGAGGAAGCGAACUGGUUGACUCUCUACGACGACAUUAAGCAUCUGCUCAAGGGUGGCUUCGAUGCGGUCAUGUGUCUCGGUAACUCGUUCGCCCAUCUACUCGACAACUUUGGAGACCAACGCGAGCAGAUCCAAGCCAUCAGGAACUUUGAGAAGUGCGUCAAACCCGGCGGUCUGCUGCUGAUCGAUCACCGUAACUACGACAACAUCAUGGACACGGGAGCGACACCCUCCAAGUGCAUCUACUACAAUAGCAGCCACACGACGGACAUCAAAACUUCGGUACUGUACGUAGCCUCCAAACCGACGCUGGUCACACUGGACUACCAGAUCAGCACGGGUAGCGAGGUCAGCGAGUUCCGGCUGUCAUACUACCCGCACAAGCUGCGCGUCUUCGAGGAAAUUCUGCAGUCCCUUUUCCACGCGGCACGUUCCCACGAGAUCUACGGUGACUUUAAACCCCUGACGGGCGUCUCCAAUCCGGCCUUCUACAUUCACGUCGUUCAGAAGGCGACGUCCUAAGCGUCCUGCGACGCUCGGCCCCAACGAUUAGACCGAUUGAUCUGACAUCACGCCACCGACACGGGACGACGGAGUUUUAUCUGUAAAUAAACGCGCGCCAGUAGAACCGAAAUAAAGCAACUCACGCGC
Molecule: messenger RNA, 1077 nt
Organism: Anopheles nili
Lineage: Eukaryota; Metazoa; Arthropoda; Insecta; Diptera; Culicidae
Product: glycine N-methyltransferase
Exons: 4
Coding region: 82-948 (288 amino acids)
Biological process (GO): protein homotetramerization; one-carbon metabolic process; S-adenosylmethionine metabolic process
Cellular component (GO): cytosol
Molecular function (GO): glycine binding; identical protein binding; S-adenosyl-L-methionine binding
Source: RefSeq, a predicted model, not a curated record